Molecule: messenger RNA, 1178 nt
Organism: Phyllostomus discolor (pale spear-nosed bat)
Lineage: Eukaryota; Metazoa; Chordata; Mammalia; Chiroptera; Phyllostomidae
Gene: EXOC1L
Product: exocyst complex component 1 like
Exons: 3
Coding region: 528-1046 (172 amino acids)
Source: RefSeq, a predicted model, not a curated record
UGGCAAAGUCCUUAAUGGAAGAUGAUUCCAAUCAAUAGAGCCAGGCAGCUCAUUUAUAUAAUGGGAUCAAGCUGAAGUAGUGGUCUUCCUCUGCAAAGUCAUGGGAAAGGGGAAAAGGCUGCCACACAAGAAUAACCAGGACUCCACAAGUCUAUCUGCUGGUGUUCAUAAACAUGUUCCCCGUCAGCAAACCACAGGAGAGCUCUAGAGAGCAGCCUGCUUGAGUCUGGAUGCUGAGGAGUGACAGUGGGGCUAGUGCUGCUGUAUUUUGGUUGCUGCUGCUGUUGCUGCCGCUGCUGCUGCUGCCGCUGCCACUGCCACUGAACAGAUGCCGCAGCGAGGGGUCUGACCGCGCCGAGUGCUCUGAGAGCCUCAGUCUGGGUAGGAACGAGACGUUAAGAGAGUGAGGGUUGGGAGGUGGGCAGGACUCAUCAAGGAGCUGCAAACCAAAACAAGGAAUCUAGGCAGCAGAAGGAAAGAAAGGGUGAGCUUGAGCCAAGAUAUCUGGCCAAGUGGAACUGGAGGAAAUGUCAUCAUUGGUAAAGGAGGACUUGGAGAAGAAACUGUUUAAGCCGCUCUCGCAGAAUCUGUGUGAGUUUAUCGAAAUAGAGUUCUCGGUCCAGGACAGAUAUUACCUCUGUGUGUCAGUGACCAAAAAUGAAGAAGUAAAAAUAAUUAUGGUGAAACACUACAGAAUAGGCUUAGAUGAAAAAUAUGAAGUAACAAAGAAGUGGUCUUUGAACGAUCUGAAGAAGAUUGAUGGAAAAGAAGCAGAUACCGACAACCCGUUUUUUGAUCUGCACUUCAAGAAAGUGUACCGUUUGGAAGCAUAUAGUUGUGCUUCUAAAUAUGCCUUUGCUCGAACUAUAAAUAAGCUGAAUCACGCAUAUCUUAAGAAGGACUUACAGAUCGUGAACUUUGACUCCACUUACAUCAACGAUGAUUCUGUUUGGUCCUCCAGCAACAAGGACUGCUUGGUUCUCAUGAGAAUAUGCUUUUAUGCCUUCAAUCUGCUGUGCCUGUCCCUGUGUCCCCUGCCACUCUAAAGAUGUAUUCCCUUUUUUCCACCAGUAUUCUAUAAAAUGGUUCCCUAAGUAAAUAUUGGUAGUCAUGAUUUUGGGUUUUUUCCCUUCAUUAGUGACUGUUAUUUAUAUGAAAAUAAAGUGAUGCUUUGUGAA